AUGGAGAAUCACGUUAAAAAUUUGCAAGAACUGAUUUUAAAAGAAUUUACAUUUAUAAAAUUUUUCAAGAAAAUUGGAUAUCAAUUUUCUCAAAAGGCCCAAGCAAGAGACAGUUUGCGUGAGGCAUUAAAAGUUCUUGCCUCAGAGGAGGACGAGUAUUCGCAGAAGGCUAUAAGCUUACUAGACGUCUUUGAUGAACAAAUGAACUCCUGUGCUGUCGAGAAAUAUUGGAAUGGCCUUAAAGUACAAAAUGAACGAGAUAAAACUCGCACUGAACAACUAGUUUUAGAAGAAAAAAAGGAACAACAUUCUUGUCUCAUUGAUUCUAACGUAAUAAUUGAGCAUAACCGAUCAAGUAAUAGACUAACGUUAGAAUCGUCGAUUGAUGUGGUUGUUUGA
Messenger RNA from Funneliformis geosporum, 399 nucleotides. The record is from the annotation of a GenBank genome assembly. NCBI's taxonomy places the organism in Eukaryota, Fungi, Glomeromycota, Glomeromycetes, Glomerales, Glomeraceae.